Molecule: messenger RNA, 342 nt
Organism: Rotaria sp. Silwood2
Lineage: Eukaryota; Metazoa; Rotifera; Eurotatoria; Philodinida; Philodinidae
Source: the annotation of a GenBank genome assembly
AUGGUACGUUUUAUAGAUGGAUUUAAACAUUUAUUAAAUAUCUCAUUUAUUUCACAAGGUUCAUUAUAUAAUCAGCCUCAAAGUUUUCGUUAUAAUCCUAAUUUAAUGAUUUUAAGAACUAAUCGAAUUACAUAUAGUAUUUUAACAUGUAGAAUUUAUUAUUUACCCGCAACAUCAUCAAAACUUCGGCAACAAAAUAUUGAAAAUGAUGAUGAAGAUAAUAAUAACGAUGCAAAUGAUUCAAAUAUGAAAGAAAAUUUCCUUGAAUUUAAAUUUGAAUCUCAUCGACAAGCUCAAUCACAAGGUCCAAAACUGAUACUGUUAAACAACAUGAUUAAUUAG